AUGAUGCGGCUCACCCGGUCCUUGCGGGCGACGCCGCCCAAGUACGUGUCUCUGCGCUACGCCCCGUCCUUUCGGCUGCCGCAGCCCAGCGAGGUGGUGGGGGUGGCGACCAAACGCAUCCCCCCCGACUGCGUUCCCGCGUUUGUCGUGCCAGAGGUGAUCGACGCCGCGGAGGAGCAGGCCCUCCUCGCCCUCGCCGCGCCGUGGUUUGCGCGGCUCCCGUACAACGACGGCCACAUGGACUCGCUGAUUCACCACUUCAAGGAGUUUUAUCGCCCCUAUCGGGAGCUCGUGGGGGAAGCCGCGGGCGAUGUAAACCGCAGCUGCUGCGACGCGCUGGACGAAGCCACGCUGACGCUCGCCCGCAACGCGCUGCGGCGGUGCCGGAAGCUGGCCUCCGAGUACCUCGUCAACAUACCCCUCGAUGACCGCGUGCACUUUUUGCGGCUGAGCGGCAGCGGGUUCAUUCGCGCGCACGUGGACGACAGCCGCAAUUCAAGCGGCAUCGUGGCGGGCCUCUGCCUCAGCUCCGCGCGCGUGAUGACGCUGACGCACCCGAAGCAUCCCGGGGAGAGGCUGGAGCUGCUGCUGGCCCCGCGCGCGUUUUACGUCCUCAUCGGGAGCGCCCGGUACGAAUGGGAGCACAGCGUCGACUGGGAGACCGACGACCCGGAGCACCUCCGGCGGGUGCGGGGGGAACUGCUGGCGGAAGGAAACCCCGUCGUGUUCGACGGAAAGGAAACGCCGCACAGGCGAGAGGAGCGCACGGCAAUCAUAUUUCGCGGGGUGCCGCCGAUGCAGCUGCUGCUCUCGAAGAUGCAAAAGAAACACCCGGCGGCCUGA
Trypanosoma conorhini is the source of this 843-nucleotide messenger RNA. RefSeq names its product alkylated DNA repair protein alkB like protein 7. Gene Ontology annotation, biological process: DNA damage response; fatty acid metabolic process. The record is from RefSeq and is a predicted model, not a curated record. The transcript has a single exon. Gene Ontology annotation, cellular component: mitochondrial matrix. Bases 1 to 843 code for a protein of 280 amino acids. NCBI's taxonomy places the organism in Eukaryota, Euglenozoa, Kinetoplastea, Trypanosomatida, Trypanosomatidae.